Messenger RNA from Drosophila rhopaloa, 2729 nucleotides. RefSeq lists its product as uncharacterized. The transcript is spliced from 7 exons. The coding region runs from base 331 to 2361 and encodes 676 amino acids. Lineage: Eukaryota; Metazoa; Arthropoda; Insecta; Diptera; Drosophilidae. The record is from RefSeq and is a predicted model, not a curated record.
CGGUCUAAAGAGAGCAAAGGAGCGCGAGAGCGGUACAGGAAGUGGCUAAUUCGCGUUCAGAGAGCGUAUAAAUUUUCAUCAGUACGGACGUAGGACAAGCUCAACCAGGCUUUUAUUUUUUUACAGAUAGAAUAAAACGAAACUGAAAAGUCAUUCACUGGAAAAUCUGCAAACUAUUUUUACUCUACUGCCUUAAAACUAUCACCCCCUAAAAAAAUAACCGAAAAAAACCUAACCUAAAAAGGAGAAACAUUUAAAGGAAUUCCCUGCACCUGCGGCCCCAAAAAACGAGACACCAAAAACAACAUCGACCACAAAUACAUAGUAUGAAUGUCGCCUAAAUAUCAUAAUUUUGAGAUUGCACUGGUAUAUUUUCUGCUGCUGAUACCAUGGCCGCCCACAAAUGUGAUCAGAAUUCUUUGCUCGCGAGAUAACAGCCGACUGGUGCGCAAGAUAGUGCGCUCCAAAUGGACCCCCAUAUUGGACAAGCAUCAAGUGAAGCUCCCGCUGGAGUGCCCACUGCAUCCGUUCCGGGAUGUUUUUGCUCCCCGACAGGAUGCCAAGCAAAGGGACCGACCCACUCAGUGGACGUGCAGGAAAUGCGGCAAGAGCUUCUACCAGGAGAAGCACCUGGAUCUGCAUUUCGAGACACGCCACAAGAGUAUCAUCAAUGAGGCGGAGGAUGCUGUUUGCCUAGCCGACUUCUGCGACAUUAUGCGGUGCGAGGUUUUCGAGACGGAGGAUGCGUCGAGCCUCAAGUUCGGGGAGCAGCACAUUGUCACGGAAAUCGAGGUCUGGGGCGACUCCCUGGGCCAGAAUUCCGCGUUGGCCAAAGCGAAUGCCGCCUACUUGAGCUUAAUACCAAGAACUUCCACACUGGGUGCCUCGCGUGCCGCUAAAGUACAAAACCGUCAAUUACUCCAAGACAAGCCAAGUCAGGCCAGCAAGACGGAUCAGUCGCCGGCAGGUGAGCGAAUCCAUCCCCACUCCCACCACCACCACCAACACCUCCAUCCUCGAGAGCGUGAAUCCACCACAGCCAAUCCCCUUCGCCUAGAUCCAUCAACGGAGGACGGAUCGGCGGUCAGGCCGAGAUCGGCAGGCGAGAAGCUGCUCCACAAGCUCAAGGAGCUGGGCAAGGCGCACCUAAGGUCCUCAGCAGAUCCGGAGUCCAGCAGGCAGAACGAAACGGACGAGAAGGAGGACGAAGAAGGCAGUGGGCAUUCCGAAGGCAGUGGCCAGUCCACUGACGAGACCAAAACAGAGGAGGGAUCGGGUGCCAAUGGAAACGGGAAUAAGGCGAGGGCCAACUGCAAGCCGGAGGAGCUAAGCAAACUGAAAAGCCGCUGUGAGAUGCUGCUGAGGAGUUGCAUCGGAGGAUUGCUUUUGUCCAUGUCGGAUCAGGCCUUUAAGGAGAUGGAAGAGGAGAUGAACAAGGCUGUGUGCUGGUACUUGACCUGCGAUCGCUACUGGGAGGAUGGUCCCUUGGAGCCGCGUGCCUUCCCCUGGGGGUUGAUUGUGAUCCUGAUCUUCGUGCUGUCCACCGGCAUCUGUUUCUGCUACUACAUCAUCUGGAUCCUGUUCGACUCCGAAGAGACGACAAUCAACGCGAACCACUACUACGGCCAGGGAGCCAUCGCCGGAGGAGGGAGCAUCUACAUGCCAGGAGCAGUAGCGGGUCAUCACUACCAUGUGGACUAUGCCACGCGGCACGACCUCGACCUGGACGCCGGCGUGAUAGCUGGUCAGCAGCAGCAGUUGCUCCAGGAGCAGCAGUUCUACUACCAGCAGCAGCAGCAGCAACAGCAACUGCAGCAGGCGGCAUCCGUCCGGGACUUGUAUCCGGAGCAAGUGCAGUACCACCGCCACAGUCCGCGGCACUACAUCGCAGAUCCGCGUCCGGUGGGUCCACCAGUGGGCACACCCACCCAAGGGGCCGUUCGCAGCAGCUCCUCCAACGCCAACACGCCGUUGCACCACCGGGUGCAGCAACAUCCGGGACAGCAUCCCCACCUGCAACAUCGUCACUCGACGAGCCUGGCCUACCCACAGGACAUUUUAGACCGACGCGACUAUACAAGUAACUCCACGCGCCCCAUCGCCACUAAUAUGGUGGCUGGAUCGGGAUCGGGAUCAGGAGCGGGACAAGGCGCAGGGGCACCCGGCGAUACCCAGCGGCACUACAACACGCAUCCGCGGCCGCUGGAGACGAGGCAUCGCCAUGUGGGCUCCUCGCAGCAAUCCCUUCGUGCCUCCGCCUCCACGCACGAGAUCGUGCAGCAGGAGGCGGGAAUGGGUCAGAAUGAGCACUACAUCUACGUCACCUAUCCGCCGGACCUCAAGAAGCGCUACUUCGAGUGACGGAAAGGGCUGGAUACUCCGGUGAUCGAUCGAUGAUCGUUCUAAGGAGACUGCGGAGGAGAUAGAUCGGAAGAUGGAGAGACCAAAGAGCCCUCGGAAGGAGAGCCAAGAAACGAUACCAAAGCCAGAGGAUCAACGAUAGUUGGUCGUUUGAUGAUGAUAUAGAACGUUGCAGCGGAGGACUGGCCGCCAACCUAACCCCAAAAGUUGGUUUUUUACUUUUAGCCUGCAAAUUCUAGAUUUGUGAACUGUGCUGUUCUUUUUUAAUUCUACAAAAUAAAUUGCAAUAUUUCUGUACAAUAGAAAUCAUGUAUUAUAAUUUCCGUCAAAAGUUUGCAACGUUGUGAAGGACAUUUCCAUCCAUAAGU